Molecule: messenger RNA, 4374 nt
Organism: Myiozetetes cayanensis
Lineage: Eukaryota; Metazoa; Chordata; Aves; Passeriformes; Tyrannidae
Gene: CALD1
Product: caldesmon 1
Exons: 16
Coding region: 394-2730 (778 amino acids)
Biological process (GO): actin filament bundle assembly; angiogenesis; muscle contraction
Cellular component (GO): actin cytoskeleton
Molecular function (GO): actin binding; calmodulin binding; myosin binding
Source: RefSeq, a predicted model, not a curated record
CUCUGCAGGCAGGCUGCACCUACCUUGGCUUGUGCCUAGUCAUUGGCUGUCUAUUAGAAUAAAUUGAGGACAAUGCAUACCGCUGCCUGCCAAUUGUAAACAUAAGGGAUAUGUAUUCACUUAGCAUUGACUUUUGGGAGGGGCCAAGGAAAAGCUGUAGUUUUAUUGAAUAGUGUGUGAGGCUGCUGGUGUCUUUCUUGCUGCGCUCCUGCCCAAGUAGCAGUUAUUCAUUUCCUUCCUGCUAGUUGAAUACUUUUCAGCCAGAGUGCCUGUGAUAACCAUUUGAUUACUCAAAGAAUCCCUGGUGAGCUGAAGAGGCAGCAUUCUUCCAGGCUCAGGGGCAUCAUAUCUGAUUUGGAUCUUCUCAGAGCUUGAAACACUUAAACACCCACCAUGGAUGACUUUGAACGCCGCAGAGAACUCAGGAGGCAAAAGCGUGAGGAAAUGCGCCUUGAAGCAGAGAGGCUGUCCUACCAGAGAAAUGAUGAUGAUGACGAAGAAGCCGCCAGAGAACGUCGCCGACGGGCUCGACAGGAGAGGCUGCGGCAAAAGGAAGAAGGAGAUCUAUCAGGAGAAGUAACAGAGAAAUCAGAAGUUAAUGCCCAAAACAGUGUGGCAGGAGAGGAAACCAAGCGUUCUACAGAUGAUGAAGCUGCGUUGUUGGAGAGACUGGCAAGACGGGAGGAGAGACGUCAAAAACGUCUACAGGAAGCCUUGGAACGUCAAAAGGAACUUGACCCCACAAUCACAGAUGGGAGCUUGUCACUGCCCAGCAGGAGAGAAGUAAACAAUGUGGAAGAAAAUGAGACCCCGGGGAAAGAGGAAAAGGCUGAAACACACCGAGGACACUAUGAGAUUGAGGAAACAGAAAUAGUUACCAAAUCAUAUCAAAGGAACAACUGGAGGCAAGAUGGGGAAGAGCAAAAGAAAGAAGAAAAAGACAAGGAGGAGGUACAGGAGGAGAAAAAAAUGGAGGUCCCCAUAGAGGAAAAUCAGAUAGACAUGACAGCAGAAAAAUCCGCAGAUAAAGAAGAAGUAGAAACAAAAAGUCUAGCUACAAAUGCAGAGGAACACAAAGCAGAGAAUGAUACAAAUGUUGUGCCAGAAGAGACACCAAGUCUAACUGACACACUAGAUAAAGAGAAGCUUAGGGAUGAGGACAAGGUUGAGGAAGAAAGGAAGGAAGCAGAAGAAAGGGAGAGGUUAAAAGCAGAGGAAGAAAAAAGGGCAGCUGAGGAAAAACAGAAAGCAGAUGAAGAGAAGAGGGCAGCUGAGGAGAGGGCUAAGGCAGAAGAAGAGAAGAGGGCAGCUGAGGAGAGGGCUAAGGCAGAAGAAGAGAAGAGAGCAGCUGAGGAGAGGGUUAAGGCAGAAGAAGAGAAGAGGGCAGCUGAGGAGAGGGCUAAAGCAGAAGAAGAGAAGAGGGCAGCUGAGGAGAGGGCUAAGGCAGAAGAAGAGAAGAGGGCAGCUGAGGAGAGGGCCAGAUUAGAAGCAGAGAAAUUAAAGGAAAAACAAAAGAUGGAAGAACAGAAAAUAGAGGAUAAGCAGGUAAAAGAGAUGAAAGUGCAAGAGGAAAAAACCCAAGCAUUAAGAAAACAGGAGGAAGAAAAGGAGGUUAGAGUGGAAACUAAAAGGGCAAAGUUACCAGAAGAGAAGCUCCAACCUACCUCCAGAAAAGACCAGAUAAAAGAUGACAAAGAUAAAGGAAAAGCACCCAAAGAGGAAAUGAAAAGUGUCUGGGAUCAUAAGAAGGGUGUUCCUGAACAAAAGACACAGAAUGGAGAACGUGAACUCACUGCCCCAAAACUUAAAUCUACUGAGAAUGCUUUCGGACGCUCCAGUUUGAGAGGGACUACAAAUGCUGAGGAAUUGAAGCCGGGGUUCGAGGCUCUAAAGCGGCUAGAAGAUCAGCGCCGUCGUCGAGGUGAGAAUGAUAAUGAGGAGCUAGAGAAGUUGAAGGAGAAGCAGCAGGAGGCAGCAGCAGAGCUGGAUGAACUGAAGAAAAGGAGGGAGGAGCGCCGGAAAAUCCUGGAGGAAGAGGAGCAGAAGAAGAAGCAGGAGGAAGCUGAAAGAAAAGUCAGAGAAGAGGAGGAAAAGAAGAGGAUGAAGGAAGAAAUUGAAAGAAGAAGGGCUGAAGCUGCUGAGAAGCGUCAAAAGAUACCAGAAGAUGGUGUAUCUGAAGACAAGAAACCAUUUAAAUGUUUCAGUCCUAAAGGUUCAUCUCUAAAGAUAGAGGAGAGAACAGAAUUUUUGAACAAAUCUGCUCAGAAGAGUGGUAUGAAGCCCACCCAGACGACAGCAGUUGUCUCAAAGAUUGACAGUAGACUUGAGCAAUACACAAGUGCAAUUGAGGGCACAAAGGCUUCAAGACCAGUUAAGCCAGCAGCUUCUGACCUUCAUGUUGCAGCUGAGGGUGUCCGUAAUAUCAAGAGUAUGUGGGAGAAAGGGAAUGUUUUUUCAUCACCCUCUGGGACAGCAACACCAAAUAAGGAAACUGCUGGACUGAAGGUGGGUGUCUCCAGUCGAAUAAACGAGUGGUUAACCAAGACCCCAGAGAGCAGCAAAUCAUCUGCUCCAAAACCUUCUGAUUUGAAACCAGGAGACGUAUCCGGCAAACGUAACCUCUGGGAGAAGCAGUCAGUUGAUAAGCCAGCUUCUUCUUCUAAGGUAUCAGCUAUGGGGAAAAAAUCAGAGGCCAAUGCAGGUUUGAGACAAUUUGAGAAAGAACCAUAGAAGGCCACUAAAGAUGCUGGACCAAUCAGUUUGGGGGAAAGAAAAAAGGAAAAAGUGCUAAAUUGUUCUUUUUAUAUUUAUGUUUAUUUACUAAAAUGUCUUUUUGCAUUAUACCACUUUAAACCAUGUAUAUUAGCACUGUAUUUAACAAUCAGUCUAGAGUUUCAUCAUAAUAGUACUGCCUUUGCACAAGAGCCUUUAUUCCUACAGAAACUCAUGCUGUGAAAUAUGUAGACUCUCCUACUGAUAGUCAUAACUAUGUACCUGAACAGUGAUUUCAACUGCCAUAAGAGGUCAACCCAAAAUGCAUCUGAAGUAAAGUUGCUUAAGAAAGGGUGUGCAGUAAACCUAUAAAAACAAUGGUUACUUUUGUAAUACAGAAGUCUUUCUUUCUGCACUUUAGACUAAGGCAUGGAAGAAAUAUCUUUAGUUGACAAUGUAAUAUUUUCUGUAAGCUGCCCAUGUCAUGACAAAUACUGCAUCAAUAAUGUGUUUUAUUUUUUUGUUUUAUACUUUUUUUUUUUAAGUAUCAAGUUUUCCAUUCUAGUUUAAGUUAAGACCUAAAUUUGGAUGAUUAUAUUAGCUGACAGCGGUACUGAUACUUCUUUUUGUUGUUAGUGACUAGUGAUUGAAUGCAAUUUAGAAUAUAUACACACGUAGCUUUACAAAGUUUAGCCUAAAGGCACUACUAACGGUAGAAUGCUUUUAACAUGUGCUAGAGUGUUAUAAUUAGUAAUAAACACACAUAAUUAGCCAAUAUCACAGCUUAAAAAAAAUAAAGAAAAAAUUACACACUUUUCUAUAGUAAGACUUCAUAAUUGCUAUUAGAGGUAUGGUGAGAUAAGUAUUAAAAAAUUUUAAAUGUCAGUUGCCCAGUAAUGGGUAAUUAAAAAGAAAGUAUAGUUUUUAAAAGAGGAAAAGGUAAGGGUAUAGAGGGUCAAAAAUAGGUCACUUGUAUAAAACGUUGUAGUUUAAUUUAUAUAAAACUACCAUAAUUAAAAAGAAAAAAAAAUCUAAACAGAGUUGGAGUUUGUUUCAAAUCACUAUACUCUAAAUCUUGCCAUCCAUCAGUGCUGCCUACCAAGUCCACCAAAAAAUUAAGUAAACCUCUAUCUUUAAUGCGCUUCUUCUUACCUCUCUCUCUUGAAUAUCUUCUUUACAGAUGUUUUCAUUUGUAUAUAUUUAACACAUGGCUAUAGGACGUCAGCGUGUUUUGAAUUUACACGCCAUACAGUUUAGCAUUUACAUCCUACAGCAUACGGGUGGCAUAAACUGAGCAGCUCAAUUAGCCUGAGUACAUUGUUAACAGCUUUGUAGUGCAUCCCCCCAGGAUCUUCCUUUUCACCACUUCCAUCUCUUACAGGAUCUGACUUCUUCCUAAAGAAGUAUAUUGUUAUAUUUCAAGCCAAAGAUGAGCUGACCUGCUUGGUUGAAAGAACUUGUUUACAUAUAGAAAUGCAUAUAGUUAUUUGUAGGGGGGACACUAUGUCUGACAUUGUCUAGGAGUUCUCAUGUUUUGUUUUGGGGUUUUGUAAAUGCUCCUCUGAAUCUUUCAAAUACAUCUGAUAGCUGCAAUAAAAAUUAUUUGUUCAUACAAUGUAUUCUUAAACUGCAUCCACAAUAAAUGGAAUAUUUCCAUCAGCA